Messenger RNA from Polypterus senegalus (gray bichir), 3308 nucleotides. Its product is annotated as GTP-binding protein SAR1a. Gene Ontology annotation, biological process: endoplasmic reticulum to Golgi vesicle-mediated transport; vesicle organization; membrane organization. Lineage: Eukaryota; Metazoa; Chordata; Cladistia; Polypteriformes; Polypteridae. Gene Ontology annotation, molecular function: GTPase activity; GTP binding. The record is from RefSeq and is a predicted model, not a curated record. Bases 222 to 818 code for a protein of 198 amino acids. The transcript is spliced from 7 exons. Gene Ontology annotation, cellular component: endoplasmic reticulum exit site; COPII vesicle coat.
UGCGACAGCGUGAGGAAGCGGCUGCGCAAGAGACUGAGACCUAGUAGUCGGCCAUUGCUGUGAGUCGUGGCUGUGUAAUAAUACACAUACAGAGAAAGGAGAGUGACGCCUUGGCUGACGGAGGAACAUUUUGGUGGUAUUUAGUGACAUUUUAUUUAUCAGCUGGAGGAAAGCUACUCAGUUCUUGAACGGCUAGGUUCUGGACUUUUCAGCAUCCGGAUAUGUCAUUCAUAUUUGAUUGGAUUUACAGUGGUUUCAGUAGUGUACUGCAGUUUUUGGGGCUGUACAAGAAAUCAGGCAAAUUAGUGUUUCUUGGUUUGGAUAAUGCUGGCAAGACGACACUGCUGCAUAUGCUCAAAGAUGACAGAUUGGGACAGCAUGUACCAACUUUACAUCCCACCUCUGAAGAGCUGACAAUUGCAGGAAUGACAUUUACUACCUUUGAUCUGGGUGGCCAUGCACAAGCUCGUAGGGUAUGGAAAAACUACCUCCCUGCCAUCAAUGGUAUCGUCUUCCUGGUUGACUGUGCAGACUUUGGCAGACUGGCUGAAUCCAAAACAGAACUUGAUGCACUAAUGACAGAUGAAACAAUUGGAAAUGUGCCUAUCCUCAUCCUUGGUAAUAAGAUUGAUAGACAAGAUGCCAUCAGUGAAGAGAAAUUAAGGGAGCUUUUUGGGUUGUAUGGACAGACCACAGGGAAGGGUAAUGUUCCAAUGAAAGAACUGAAUACAAGACCACUAGAAGUCUUUAUGUGCAGUGUCCUGAAGAGGCAAGGCUAUGGAGAAGGCUUUCGCUGGCUGGCGCAGUAUAUUGACUGAAGUGCAAAUCCUAGAGUCCGAGCUGGAGGCAAUUUCACCAUAUUCGAUCCCAUGUCUGAUUAAAAGAAAAAAAUUCUGCCUGAACUAUCAAAACAGUGUCCAACUUGAAUCCAAUAGACUGUUAUUGGUUGACCAUUUGGUUAUAAACUUUCACAUUUUUCCUAGGCAAAUAAUAUAGCAUCACAUAUGCUAAAACAUUUUAAAUCUGCACCUGGAGAGGAAGGGGGAAUAUAUUCCCCCGCCCAGUUUUGCUGAGCAUUAGUAUGUGUGAACUUGACAAUGUGUUAAAUCUGUAAUCUGUUAAAUUUCUUUCGGCAUAAUUGAAUUUUUGUUUCAUCCCCGUCCCCACCCGUUUCCUUCAACAUAAUCUGUCUCCAUUUUGAAGAGUGCAAGUGAACACGUAUUUGAAUGCAUCUGAAUGGACUUUUUAACAGGAACGACUACAGACAUGUGACUAGUAUUUAAUGAUUGUCAUGAUAAAUUUUUAUGUUUUUUUUUUUUGAAUAUUUGGUUCAAUAAACCUAGAAUAUGUAUCCACCUAUAUUCUGCUAUUUAAAAACACUUUUUUGUUGUAACUCUUCUUACUAGGAAAUGCCUUAAACUUGAAAUCAAAGAGGAAGGUGUUUUAAAUAAUACUCUGUACUAUUUAAAGAAUUUUUAAAAAAUCACACACAUACAUGAUAACAUGGAGGAGAACCUUACCAGUUAAUGGUGAUGGUGAAAUGUCAGAUUUAUGGUUCAUCUACGCUUGACUGAAAUGUAUAUUUUGUUAUAUUUUCAUGCUUGGGCUGAAGAAUGUAAAAAAAAUGAAGACUAGUAAGGUAUUUAUAGCAAGUAUAUCACUGCCUUUAAAAAUUAAUUGGGAAAAUGGCAGUUAGAGUAUUGGGGUUUAUUUUAGAUACCCAUAAUGCAGAGAUAAGGUCUCUUACCGUAAAGUGUGCAGAUGGUCUGUGACAAAUUUAAAAUGGGUGGUAUAGCAUUCUAACUGAAAAGACUACACUGUUGGAGAGCUCUGUUAACACAAAAUAAGUAUUUUAAUAGCAGUCAUGCACUCUUUUACAUUAAUGGCAUUCAAUCAUACUGUAUGCUGUUGGCAUCCAAGUAAAUUUAAAAGCUCCAAGCUGCAGUAAUCCUUCUGUUUUGAGUUGAAAAAGCUGUCAUGUUGACUCUGCAGAAGAGAAUGCUUUGCUGUACUUUUCAAAUGCUUUUAAAGAUUUGUGGAGGUAAGAGAUACACCACAAGCAGCUGUUCAGAUAAGUAUAUUUCAUUGAGGAAAAAAACGUAGUAUAGAAAAGAAGAGUUGAAUUCCAUUUUUCUUUAUUGUGCAGGGCAAUUUGAUUUCAGUUGAGGUUUAUUUUUCCAGAAGCCAUGUAAAAUUUCAAGUUGAGAUUAACUAAGAACCACAUCUGAAAAAUCAUCUACAGUAGUGAAAAACGUUUUGAAUAGUGCCAUAUGUGGUAUAUUUUAUUAACUGUAACGUAUAGUCGACAAUCUGGUUAUUGUAAUUUUAAUCAAUUUAAAAUGCUUUAAUUUUAGUUAGUUUAGUACUUCUUUCUUUUUCCCUUUCAGCCCUGAAUUUUUAACAUUUACUAAAUAUGCUAACCUUUGUAGAACUGGUAUGAGGUUAAAAGGUAACUGACAGGUUUUGAUGAAAAAUAUAUCUUUUGUUGGUUUGUGAAGUAGUAAGCAAACAGUUUUAAUAAUUCUAAUUGCCUUUAGACAUUUAUUCAAAAAUAAUUACAGGAUAAGGCUGAAAACUUGUCUUGCUUGCUUUUUGAAAUUCAUAAUUUACUAGCCUGACAUUCUCUGCUGUGAUUAAAUACAUACCUGAUGGAGUGCUUUACGUUUUAUCUGUGUUUUAGGUUACGGUUAUUGAACACUGUUUUUAUUUCAUAACAUGAAGAAAAACAAAUUAAUGUAUCCCACAUAUACAAAUGUUUUUAAAUGAGUCAUACUCAUUAAAACUUAAGAUUUAGAAUGUGAUUGUAUGUGCUUUUUCGUAUUGCCAAAGGUAUCUAAAUUUAAUUCUUUUUUUUUUUUUUUUUUUAAAAAGAACACCAUGCAAGCAAACCCACCACCAUCUCUGAAACAACUGAAAGUGAGCAGAGCUUUUUAAAUUUCGAGUAAAGGUUUUAAAUUCUAACAGUUAUUAACACAGUUUUCUAAUUUUUCUUUACUACGGGCUUGUGAUUUGCCUGGCUCUGUGCUGAAUUAUUGGCUGUUAAUAUUAUUUACGCCCUGUGUUGGCUGGGAUUGGCUCCAGCAGACCCCCCGUUACCCUGUAGUUAGGAUACAGUGGGUUGGAUAAUGGAUGGAUGGAUAAUUUCAGUUGAUUAUAAUAGUAGUUUGUAUAAAAAUACAAUUAGCCUAUGUAUUCCUUUUUUGCAGAAGGUACAUAUUUUUGCAUGUCUUUUAUACAUCAGUGUUCAAAUUCAAUCUCAUUUGUUUUUGUGGGUCCAGGACAGCGAAUAAUGAAAUUUUACAGUUUAA